Molecule: messenger RNA, 606 nt
Organism: Octopus bimaculoides (California two-spot octopus)
Lineage: Eukaryota; Metazoa; Mollusca; Cephalopoda; Octopoda; Octopodidae
Source: RefSeq, a predicted model, not a curated record
AGUAGUAGUAGCAAUUAUAGUAGUAGCAGCAGCAGCAGCAGCAACAGCAGCAGCAGUAGUAGUAGUAGUAGUAGUAGUAGUAGUAGUAGUAGCUCGUCCUCUUCCUCGUCCUCUUCCUCCCCUUCCUCAUCCUCUUCCUCCUCUUCCUCCUCCUCUUCCUCCUCCUCUUCCUCCUCCUCUUCCUCCUCCUCUUCCUCCUCGUCCUCUUCCUCGUCCUCUUCCUCGUCCUCUUCCUCGUCCUCUUCCUCGUCCUCUUCCUCCUCCUCUUCCUCGUCCUCUUCCCCGUCCACUUCCUCUUCCUCCUCUUCCUCCUCUUCCUCCUCUUCCCCGUCCUCCUCCUUCUCCUCCUCCUUCUCCUCCUCCUUCUCCUUCUCUUCCUCUUCCUCGUUCUCUUCCUCCUCCACUUCCUCUUCCUCCUCUUCCUCGUCCGCUUCCUCCUCUUUCUCGUCCUCGUCCGCUUCCUCCUCUUCCUCGUCCUCGUCCGCUUCCUCCUCUUCCUCGUCCUCUUCCUCGUCCUCGUCCUCUUCCUCCUCCACUUCCCCGUCCACUUCCUCGUCCACUUCCUCUUCCUCUUCCUCCUCCUCCUCCUCUUCUUCCUCCUCUUCC